Seminavis robusta is the source of this 3453-nucleotide messenger RNA. The record is from the annotation of a GenBank genome assembly. Lineage: Eukaryota; Bacillariophyta; Bacillariophyceae; Naviculales; Naviculaceae.
GGAAAUCAUUUACACUCCAAACUCACUUAUAAGCAAGUUCUAAAUUCGGUGCAGCCCUGGGGUAUUCUUACUGUGACAGCUCUGUGACCCACCAUUUUGGACCCUCAGAUUGUUUCUAACAAAACAAGCCAAGUUCAGCAUAGAAGACUUUCUUACUAAGCUUCUAGCUAGGUCAAGCGGGUUAUUAGUACUUGGAUACACCCAGUGCACCUGGGCAUUUUCGUCCAACUUGCUCAGGACUCGUAAAUUGGUUUGGAUCAAAUAGAGAUGGUGAUCACUGUUUUGGCAGAUUUAGGUACAAUUUUCUUGCAGUCACAAGGAAAUACAGGCUGAAUGGUUUCUUAACAUUCUCUAAAAGCUCAGGGCUCACCUUCAGGAGUUUGGAGUGGAUGUCUUAUGAUGUAUUAAUAAUACAGAGUGGGAAUUUCUAGCUGAAUUUCUCCUAUCUCAUCGUAUUGAAGUGUGAACCAGAGGUACAGUCGAAGGGUAUCCAGUAGCACUGCGACAGGUGGCAGACAGAUACCAGUACGGCUGUACUGAGUACUCUAACGGUAGAUAGAGGUAGGUGAACAGGUGAACCGUUUCGCUGGCUCUUUACUCUGGUGGUUAGGAGGAAGUUCAACUCGCGUUCCGACUUUGGGUGUUAGCGGAGUUGCGUGUCCUGCCAGCGCUGAUAACAAUAAAAAACAUAAACUGAAAGUGCUACUUGUAGAAGUCAAGAGUCAGGCUGUCACUCAUUGCUUGAUUGAUUGAUGAAACCCUCCCCUGUCCUCCUCCCUUCGUACUGGACCAGCAGCAAACAGUUUUCUACAGUAGUAUCUACACACUGCCGUCUGUCACAAUGGAAUCUCCGCAUGGCGGCGACGAACCCCAUAGCUCAGACACAGCCAGCCAUGGUACUACUACUGGCAGUGAACAGUUGAUUGCAGAGGCGUCCAACAUGGCGGUCGAAUCCAACGGUUCUGCUACCGUUUCUUCUAUUGACGGUACCAGUAUGGUUUCGAAUGAUGACACGAGCAAAGAACGGUACAGCGAAAAACCAAUGGAUAAGGACGAGUUUGAUGAUAUCUUUGCCUCCAAAGCUAGAGAAGAACCGGAGAUUGCCAAGGAUGGAAAGGAAAUCUACCGCAGUAGUGGUAUUUCUGAGAAGACUGAAAAAUCUCCACAGCAGCCAGAAUCCAAUACAGAGAGAACGGAUGGUGAUCCGUCACAAUCACCAGCCGCCGUUGGCGCCUUUUUUGAGAGAAUCACGAAUGGCAUUCAGCCAUUGCCACCGCAACCACCUAGAGGCGCAACCACCGGAACACCGGGUGCGUAUCACGAAGGUCCCAGUUUGGACGGAAGAGGUGUUGGCUUCAUUACGGCGUACCAAAAUAUUGGUCCAACCACAGAGGAAACCUUCGUGGAGCCAAACAACAACACUCGAUAUGGCUCUUCCUCAAGUCUGAUACAGGCAAGGGCUGUACCUGAAGAGGAACAGGUGGAUGGUAUGGUUCAUGCGGAGCCUGUGGACACUACAACCUCAGAUCUGGAUCCUAGCCAAAGUGAAUCUACGUGGUCCGGCAAACGUCGAAGCGCACAUUCUAAGUACCACAAAAUGUUGGUGGCAGCCCUGGUAUGCCUUGUUCUGGGAAGUGUACUGACAGUCAUUGGGGUGCUAGUGUCUCGAAAUAAUAAACGAAAAGAGGAUUCAGAGACACUGUUUCUUCGAACCCCUACCAUGGCCCCGACAAUGUUGACCUCCACUGAUUACCUUUGGAACAUACUCCCAGAGGCAACACAACAAUCCAUUGAUUUGCAACUGAUUGUUGCUCAAGAUGAACCACCUGCAGCUUCAACAACCAAGAACAAAACAUAUUAUGAGACUCCCCAAACACAGGCCUUUCAGUGGCUGAUUGAAGAUGCUGCACUCUGGAACUAUUCCUCUACUUCUCGAUUGUAUCAAAGGUUUGCCUUGGCAACACUCUACUAUGCCACUCAAGGAAAGCUGUGGCACGACAAGGCCAACUGGCUGGACUACAAUCAACAUGAAUGCGACUGGUUUGCUGCCAAUGAGUUCCGAAUUGGAGGACCUCCUGUCCUGGCAGAUUCUCCUUGUGGCGAUGGUACAGUGAACAAGACAUCGGAUGGUAUCUUCAAGAGACUGUGGUUGCCAGACAACAAUUUGAAUGGGACCUUUCCCAGCAAUGAAAUCUAUGGAAUGCUGACCAAUCUGGAGAGCAUUAAUUUGUUCAAGAACCCUGCACUUACCGGGAGUGCCAUGUCAAGCCAGAUUGGUCAGCUGUCAAAUCUCUCGAUGAUUUCAUUUUCCAUCUGUGCCGUGUCAGGAACUGUCCCCAGUGAGAUUGGGCUACUCAGUUCUUCGCUUGAAAUCAUGUACUUUUCCAAAAUCAAACAGUGGACCCCAGCUGCCACUUCCAAACCCCACAAUCGGCUUAUUAGUGGUAUGCUCCCCACAGAACUCGGUUUGCUCACGGCCCUAAAGCAUUUGAGCUUCAACAACAAUUUUCUGUCUGGGACAUUGCCAACAGAGCUAGGUGCCCUCCCUAGUCUGGAGUUGUUUCAAAUCCCAGGGAACAACGUGACUGGAAGCUUUCCCUCUGAGUUGGGACAAACUAGGCUUCUGUACUUGUAUGUCUAUGACAAUCGUAUGACAGGAGUUCUGCCAACUGAGCUUGGUCUCCUCCGCAACAUGACCCAUGCCCACCUUUAUCAUAACAGUUUCCAAGGAAGAGUCCCAUCACAGGUUGGGGCCCUCACAUCCAUGAAGGAACUCAUGCUUGCUGGCAACUCUUUGCAUGGUUCAAUGCCUUCUGAACUGGCCAAUCUUAGUGCACUACGCAUGCUCUAUUUGGCACACAACCCAGAAAUGACUGGGUCCUUUCCCACCCAACUUUAUAACCUCAGCAAAUUGGAGGCCUUGGACUUCAAUGAAACGUCCAUCUAUCUCGACAGAGAAGUGGGGAACAUCAGUGCUGUUGGGCGUGUACCCCAACACAUUCACGAUGCCCUCAACUUCAGUUUUUGGGACUACUACUACAAGUGUUUUCGAAGGUUCCCCUGCCCAGCCUAGCUAGCUAGCUAGCUAGCAGUUUUGGAAUGGUAUCAUUCUGCAACUUUGGAUUGCCCAUGCAUGCGCCUAGCCAGGCACAUGUGAUGAGACAUGUUCUAUUAUGCCUUCUACAUCGCUACAAGUUGGACAAAAUACAACAGUAGUAGAUGUUAUUAGGACAUGGUAAUGCACACACGUAGCUAGCUGGCUGGGCUGGUUCAAAGUUGGCUGUUGGAUUGCUGCGACCUCCUUACGGUGAUUCUGGUUCGCGACGCCUUGCAUAGGCAUGCCUUGUGGCAAUGUAGAACCAGUAGCUGGCCAACACGCAAGUAAAGGAGAGGAUAGCAAUAAUGAUAUGAGCCCCAAAGAAGCAUUGCUGUCCAAAACAAGUGCGACUCCCU